CAUAUAAAUAACUGAAUAUAUUCUUGUUCACACUGGAGACUGACCGAUUGAUGCUCUAGACCAGCUAAAAGAGUGCCCGGCGACUCGCCACUUCAUCCAAAUCUAUGAUCAGCUCGGUGUGUGUUUCGUCUUACCGCGGGCGCAAGUCAGGCAACAAACCUCCAUCCAAAACAUGUCUAAAGGAAGAGAUGGCGAGGGCCGAGGACUUGGACAAAAUCAUCCUGAACGUGGGCGGCACGCGCCACGAAACCUACAAGAGCACGCUUAGAAGCAUCCCCGGCACGCGCCUCGCCUGGCUCGCGGAACCAGACACGCAGUUAGACACGGACUCGAACCCUGACGCGCUCCAAAGCACCAACUCCAACGAGUUUUUCUUUGACCGGCACCCGGUCAUAUUCGCCUACGUGCUGAACUACUACCGAACCGGGAAACUACACUGUCCAGCGGAUGUGUGCGGCCCACUGUUCGAGGAAGAGCUCGCUUUUUGGGGAAUUGAUGAGACAGAUGUGGAGCCAUGCUGCUGGAUGACCUACAGACAGCACAGGGAUGCUGAGGAGGCUCUGGACAUCUUUGAACCUCCUGAUCCUGAGGAUGCUGAUGAUGAGAGGGAUGUCCCGCGAAGGUUUGGUAUUGAGGACUGUCCUGAGAGGACCAGAAGCUGCUAUGAGAUUUGGCAGCCCAAAAUCUGGGCUCUCUUUGAGGACCCCUACUCAUCACAAGCUGCCAGGGUCAUCGCUUUCGUCUCUCUAUUUUUCAUCUUGGUGUCAAUCACCAACUUUUGCCUCGAGACCCAUGAGGCCUUCAAUGACCUCCAAAACCGGACUGAACUUGUAUCGGUUGGCAAUGGUACUAAGGUGGUUACCACUGUGGAAGUCGUAACCAAGCCUGCACUCACACAGGUGGAGGGCAUCUGCGUGGUGUGGUUUACUUUCGAGUUCCUGGUGCGAAUCAUCUGCUGUCCUGACAAGCUACUGUUUAUUAAGAACCUCCUGAACAUCAUAGACUUUGUGGCCAUUUUGCCCUUUUACGUAGAGAUCAGUCUAAGCGGACUCUCUUCCAAAGCCGCCACGGAUGUGCUGGGGUUUUUAAGAGUGGUGCGUUUCGUCCGGAUCCUGAGGAUCUUCAAGUUGACCAGACACUUUGUGGGCCUGAGAGUUCUUGGCCACACGCUGCGUGCCAGCAUUAAUGAGUUCUGCCUCCUCAUUAUCUUUCUUGCUCUCGGCGUCCUCAUCUUCGCGACCAUGAUCUAUUAUGCGGAGCGCAUCGAUGCAGACCCGAAUGAUCCACAUAACAAUCACACCUAUUUUAAAAACAUUCCAAUUAGUUUCUGGUGGGCAGUGGUAACUAUGACCACGCUGGGUUAUGGUGACAUGUAUCCUAAAACCUGGUUGGGUAUGAUGGUUGGUGCUCUGUGUGCAUUAGCAGGGGUGCUAACUAUUGCCAUGCCAGUCCCUGUUAUUGUUAAUAACUUUGGGAUGUACUACUCCCUGGCAAUGGCCAAGCAGAAGUUGCCCAAAAAGAAGAAAAAGCACCACAGAAAUCCAGACAUGGUUCUGGACUCGACCUCGUUUGGAAAAUCAGAGAGCAACUCACACAGGAACAGCACCCAAAGUGACACAUGCCCUCUUGCGCCUGAGGAAAACGUUGUGAGGAAUCGUUCAGGCUCAAAGCAGAAUGGGGAUGCAAAUGCAGCUCUGUCAGAAGAGGAAUCACUUUCACCCAGUGAGAGGUGGUCCCUCCGGCGUCCACACAACCGAGAAAAGUGCAAAAAAGAUGGCUCCUGUUUUCUCCUGACUUCUGGAGACUACUCUUGCAGUGCUGAUCCAGCCAUCGGAACCGAGUGCUGCAAAGAACCGCUCACAGCUGCAGCCACCUACAAUCAGCCCGAAGUGACCACACUGACUUGAAGUGACCACACUUACUUAAAGUGACGUGACUGGAUGACCGAAGAAGGAUGACCCAAACCACCUGUUUAAGUGUGUUGAGCAUCAUUCUUUCAUUCAGAAGUCCCAGCCAUACAUUAAACACACCUACUCUUUCCACAAUGUACAUCACACUUGUGUUCUGGUAGUAAACAAACAGCUUCAAUCACGUGCACAUCUGUCUGUCAUCAGCCAUCCCAGUAUGUAUUCGCAUGUCCUAUCUCCUUUGUGCUGUAUCCUGGACAAGUGUACGUUAAUGUAU
Messenger RNA from Trichomycterus rosablanca, 2184 nucleotides. It is a transcript of the gene kcnc4, whose product is annotated as potassium voltage-gated channel, Shaw-related subfamily, member 4. Bases 105 to 1907 code for a protein of 600 amino acids. Gene Ontology annotation, cellular component: axon terminus; dendrite membrane; neuronal cell body membrane. Lineage: Eukaryota; Metazoa; Chordata; Actinopteri; Siluriformes; Trichomycteridae. Gene Ontology annotation, molecular function: delayed rectifier potassium channel activity; protein binding. Gene Ontology annotation, biological process: protein homooligomerization; potassium ion transmembrane transport. The transcript is spliced from 4 exons. The record is from RefSeq and is a predicted model, not a curated record.